UUUUUCUCUCCCCUAGCUCGGCGUCUCCUUGUCCUCCUCCACAGGCAGAAGGAGGGAGGUUGAGUUUUAAGGGAAAAGUAUCGACGGCAUUUACGCGUCAAUCACCGAACGAAACUGGAGGGAAGGUCGACGAAACUGGGACAAUUAGUUGGAAAAGAGCUCCGUGGAGCUCGGAAAGCUCCACAAAACAGCCGUCAUGUGCGGGAAACGUGAAGGAAAGCGCGUUGGAGAUAUUCGGCUUUAGUUAAAAUAAAAGAAAAGAAAAAAAAAAGGACGAGCGCGAGGAACUUGGUGUGUGUGUGUGUGUGUGGAAACGACGACUCUUGAGGAGGAAAAACAACACACACACCGGAUUAUUCUCACUUUUCACGUGUGUAAACUUAAACCAGUCUUCACGUACGCACGUAUAACAUUAAAAAAGGGCUACAAAAUGAGCGGAGGGGACGUGGUGUGUUCCGGCUGGCUCAGAAAGUCUCCGCCGGAAAAAAAGUUGCGCCGUUAUGCAUGGAAGAAGCGGUGGUUCGUUCUGCGCAGUGGACGACUGACAGGAGACCCGGACGUGUUGGAGUACUACAAAAAUGACCACGUGAAGAAGCCCAUCCGAGUGAUCGACCUCAACCUGUGCGAGCAGGUGGACGCUGGGCUCAGCUUUAACAAGAAGGAGCUGGAGCACAGCUUCAUCUUCGACAUCAAGACCAUCGACCGAGUCUUCUACCUGGUGGCUGACACCGAGGACGAGAUGAACAAGUGGGUGCGCUGCAUCUGCGACAUCUGUGGCUUCAACCCCACCGAUACUGAUGACUCGGCGAAGGCGUCUCAGCAUGCUGCAGUUUCUGGAGGUUUGGUGGUGGAUGUGCCUCCUCGAUCUGGGCUGAUGGGAUCCUCCACAAUGCCCAGCGUGCCCCCUCCGUAUCAGCCGGUCAGCGUUGGACACUUGGACUCCUCCUCCAGCCUGGAUGACACACAGGACUACCUACUGCUGCUCCACUGCGAGAGCAAGAAACCCGAGCCCAGCAGACAUGACUGUUCCAAGUCUACCUCCUCGGAGCCGGACUGCAACGACAACCUCCCAUCUCACCGCACGCCCACUUCCUCAACCUCCACAGCCAAGCAUUCUUCGGUCAACGGCUUCUUCUCUUCGCACCAUGCCCCGCUGUAUGACUCUCCUCCAGCGCGGGGGGCCAGUGUGUCGGUCGAGGCACAGGGCUUGUACCAACUGCCCCGCAGCCGGUCUCAGGACACGGUGCUGCUGCCCAAAAGUGCAUCCUUGUCAGGCACCACUGACUCCGACGCUGCCGACGUCUACGUCUUCAACACGCCCGCACGAAAGCCUUCACUCGAAGCUCAUCUCAGGAACAUGUCUGUCAGCUAUGACAUUCCCCCCACACCUGGCAGCAACUGCACCUAUCAGGUGCCCCGCACGGCCGGAGGGGCAGAGGCCUCGGCGUCAGACGUAGUGCCACCUCCUCGGCCGCCCAAACCCUCACUGGGGCCGGCGGCUGAUCGCUCACCCACGGACACUUACGUCGUUCCUAGGUCAGUGUCAGAGACGGACUCAAACUACUGUGUGCCUUCGGGGCCGGGAGGGAACAAAACUCUACGGAGCAACACCAUCGGCCCUGUGGAUUCCUCACGUCUGCGCAAAGAUUAUGGCUCACAAGACUGUUAUGACAUACCCAGAUCUUUCCCUUCAGACAGAAACUGUUCAUUUGAAUUCAACGAAUCUCUCAGCAAUUAUUUUAAAAAUAAAGGCAUGCUGCCUGUAGGGAACACCUCGACCGAGGACAUGGAUGAAAACUACGUGCCGAUGAGCGCAAAUUCACCGUCUCAUCAGCUUUCAGGUAGUCUGUCCGAGCUUAUCCAGGAGCCCAACUACGUACCCAUGACUCCAGGUACAGUGGAAUUUCCUUCGCUGGGGAAGCAGGUGCCUCCUCCAGCUCACAUGGGGUUCAGAUCAAGUCCCAAAACACCUCCACGAAGACCAAUGCUCAUCACCGACUGCCAGCCGCCACCAGUUGACCGAAACCUCAAACCUGACCGUAAAGGUCAGAGUCCUAAAAUAAUCAGAGCUAAUCGUCCUGUCGGUCUCGAGCGAACCGACUCUCAAACCGUAGGUGAUUUCUCAAGACGUCGUAAGGUCAAACCUGCCCCUUUGGACAUCAAACCAGUCCCUGAGUGUGAGGAGUUUAUUACACCAGUGCGCUCGCCCAUCACCAAGUCCUUCACUCGGGACCCCUCCAGGUUCCACAUGUUUCCCAGGCCACCUUCGGUGCAUAGCACCGCCUCCAGCACCGACUCCGAGGAGGGUGAUGAGAAUUAUGUCCCCAUGCAGUAUCCUAAUAUGCCUGCAGAUGAACCAAAGUUAGGACUGCCCAUGAAUGCCAAGGUUGAGUAUCUGGACUUGGACCUGGACCCUGGCAAAUCCACUCGAAAGAGCAACGGGACAGGCAUGGCAGCAUCAGAUGAGCGGGUAGAUUAUGUUAUGGUGGACCAGGAGCGCACUCAGGCCCUAAAAAGCACCCGUGAGGCCUGGAGCGAUGGCCGGCAGUCCACUGAGAACGACACCCCCUCCAAAGGGCCCAAGUGAACCCUCGACCCCUCCUCCUUCCCUCUGAUCCCUCUUCUGGGCUGGAGAUGGGGUUCUGUGCAGGAGAAAACGACACACCUCCAUCCGUCUGCCCUUACUAUUCAUCUAGGUUAUACUGUGAGAGAGAAGCCGGUUCAGUUCCCACAUCAGCUGGUUUACACUGCCACCUGGCUGAGGGAAAGGCAACUGUGUGGAGGAGAGCUGGGCUUCCAGAGCGCCGUCUAUAAGCUGAGAGACGAUUUCUACUCUACUGUGUAAUGGGGCUGAAGAAACUGCUCAAACAUCACUGAUUUCGAGCCCUAGGAAUAUACUGUGCUAUACAGAGCAGCAAAUAGACUUUCAUUUGUAUCAAGUGGACACUUGCUGCUUCACUUGGGUUUUUUUUUUUUUGGUAUAUAUUCUCAACCUGGGUUUUGAUUCCACCCUUGUGUUUGUUCACAUUCAUGGAGUUUACCAACAAACAGCUCUCUGCUUUUCCUGUUCACGCAUUUGCCAUCAUCAGGUUACAGGAAAGUUUUAUUUUUAUCACAUGUAUCCAGUUCCAUGAUAAUCUGAAGCUUUGGUACAUCCUGGUUCCUUUUUUUUUUUUUUUUUUUUUUUUUUGGGGCUGGGUGGGUUUGCCCACAGUUUGUGGGUUUGCCCACAGUUGCAAGGUAUUGAGUGGCAUGCAGGCAGAAAAACAAAAAAAACCAUGAAAGAUGAUCACAGUGGCAAGAAGGACUGCUGAACUGACUGCGUAGUGUUAUGUAUAUUACAUAAAAGUGUCCUUUGUAUCGAAUGUGUGGGAUGUAAAGGCUUCGGUGUGACCUCUGCCGGAUAGAAGUCGGCACCCUCGGAAAGCACAAACUGUGAUCGCUGUUUUUAUUUCAGUGCAAGGUAACAAAACUAACGACUAAACAAGAAGUCAGGUACUCACCAAAAAGAUUAACACAGCAGUUCCUUCCUAAAUUAUUGUAGAUUUGUUUUUACUUAUACAUGUGCAGAUCACUCGGUAUUGUGCUGCACUUUCAGCAGCCUGUGAUAAAUGUUCCGAUCAGCUUUUUCUCGCUGUAUAUGAUGAUGCCUUCUUUGGGAAAAGAAAAGCCAGUCAGGACAUUACAGAAGUUGUAUAUUGAUCCCACAUUCCUUUUGUGACUGGUCCUUCGAUUUAGUUUAUUGCCACUUUUGAUAAUUUAUUUCAGAUGGGUUUCUACAGUUUAUGGACACUAACUGCCUUAUUACAAACUUUACUGUGUGAAUGUUGUACAUAUGACCGGAUGUGUAAUUUCAGCAUCAAAGUUAUAGAGACUAUAUAAACUUUUAUCAAGUGUGUAACAAAUACUUUUACUAACUACCAAUCUCUUAAGCCAAGGACACAUUGACAUGGACACCGUCAGUGACUUUUGCUGUAUAUACAUGCACAAACUUCCUUUUUUAAAAAAACAAAAAAACAA
Tachysurus vachellii is the source of this 4020-nucleotide messenger RNA. It is a transcript of the gene gab1, whose product is annotated as GRB2-associated binding protein 1. The transcript has 12 exons. The coding region runs from base 431 to 2587 and encodes 718 amino acids. Lineage: Eukaryota; Metazoa; Chordata; Actinopteri; Siluriformes; Bagridae. The record is from RefSeq and is a predicted model, not a curated record.